Lactuca virosa is the source of this 1380-nucleotide messenger RNA. NCBI's taxonomy places the organism in Eukaryota, Viridiplantae, Streptophyta, Magnoliopsida, Asterales, Asteraceae. The record is from the annotation of a GenBank genome assembly.
AGAGGAGGGCUCAUUGUGAAUGGAUUUGACUUAUAGCACAACCUUCUAAAAAUAAAAAGGAAUUACCGCUUACUCUUUACUACAUAUCCGAUUUAGGACUGGUGGAUAGUAAACCCUAAUCCCCAAUUCUUCGACAUUUUACCGCGAAGGAUCAACUGCUUGGUUCGUCAGAUUGUAAGAUGGUUUGGUCCUGUUUUCUUCCGGAUCUAACGACAGAGAAUCAUAGAGCUGAGGUUGUAACUUGUGCUAAAGAAGAUAGAAUCAGUAACUUACCUGAACACUUGAUAGACUUAAUCUUAGAGCGGGUCCCACUUGAAGAGGCUGUAAGGACAAGCAUUUUAUCAAAAAAGUGGAGCUUUGAAGAAGUUGAUCAAUGGAUGCUACUCUUAUCAAGAAAUGGUGUCAAGGAACUCAUCCUAACUAAUUCAAGUCAAUGUUAUAAACUUCCUUCUAAUGUGUUUUCUUGUCUAGAAUUGAGAAAGUUGGAACUGGAAAACUGUUUUUUCAAGCCACCAGAUGAGUUUGAAGGAUUUGUCAAUCUCAACGAUCUUGAACUCUGUAAUGUUGAUUUUGGGGCUAAUUUGUGUGGAACUAAGAUCAAUUUACCACAACUUAAGGAGUUGUCCCUGUUUAGGUGCACAAAUGUUUACAAUUUCAACAUCAAGGCUACAAAACUAAAGAAUUUGAUUGUCUUCGAAUCUCCUGAUUCCAUGGUGCUUCACUUAUUGCACAAUCCAUGCCUUACUAAGGUUUUUAUGUCUUUUCUGAAACCUAUAGAUGAGUUUGUAAGAGAUGAAGGAAACACAUUGUCCAUUGUGUUAAGUAACUUACCCAAAAUUAAAUCGUUAUAUCUUGAUGGUCUUUUCUUUAAGGUUUUGAUUGGAGAAAAGAUUCCAAAAUUGCUUCCAUGUGUGAUUAGUAGUUUAAAGCAUCUGUGGUUGCUAUAUUAUGAAAUUGCUGAUUUGGAUCAACUUCAUGGUGCUCUUUGUUUGCUUCGGAACUCACCGAAUUUAGAAAGUCUGUCUGUGAGGUUUUUGGAGGAGGAACCUCAAGCCAUUCGUUAUGAUGUGGGACCAGCUUCAGAUCAUUUAGAAUCCCCAAACUGCUUGGACUCUACAUUGGAUCAGUUGAAAAUUGUUGAGAUGACAUGUUUAAAAGGAUCAAAACCGGAACUGCUUUUUAUAAAGCUGCUUCUUGCUCAUUCCCCUUCUCUCCAGAAGUUUACCAUCACAACAAGUGGAGAUCUUGAUGCUAAAAAAAUACUCGACAUCUCAAAGGAUGUCAUGCGCUUCCCUCGAGCAUCACCAAAAGCAGAAGUGGUCUACUUGAACUCGGAGACAUAAUUGUGUAAGAAUGUUUAACAACAUUGUAAAGUAGGUG